UGCCCCAAUCAACAGUCAUACGUCUGCCGUCGACGCAUUCGGACAUACGAAUUCUCCAAAUCGUCCAGGAAUUCAAAUAGCAAAUUCGUUGGCAAUUUUUUGAGUGAAACUCGUGGCAAGAUGCGUUCUGUUUGGCUGCUGCUCUGUUUGGGGCUGCUGGCGCUGUCGCAAGUGCGCGCCGAGGAGUCCGACGACAAUCUCGACUUGGAGGACAUAGCCGAGUUCGACGAAAACGAUGAAGAGUUUCUCAUGCUGCUGGAGGAGAAGGCCAAGAAUAAGGAUUUGGAGCGCGAGAAUGAGCUGGCCCAGAAAUUGGCGGAUGUACAGCACAAUCUAUUGAAUCCGGUUGUCGAGGUUGAUCCCUGCGAGACCAUGCAUUGCGGCGCUGGUCGCAUUUGCCAGCUGAGCGAUGGCAAGCCUGAGUGCAUCUGCAUUCCCGACUGCCCCGACGAAUCGGACACGCGUCGUCAUGUGUGCACCAACAAGAACGAGACGUGGCCAUCCGAUUGCGCUGUCUAUCAGCAGCGCUGCUGGUGCGACAUCAAGAAUCCCGGCUGCCGUCAUCCGGACAACUCGCAUCUUCAUAUCGACUACUAUGGCGCCUGCCAUGAGUCACGUGUGUGCGAUGGCGAAGAUCUGAAGGACUUCCCGCGUCGCAUGCGCGACUGGCUGUUCAACGUGAUGCGCGAUCUGGCCGAGCGCGACGAACUGACCGAACACUACAUGCAAAUGGAGCUGGAAGCCGAGACGAACAACUCGCGCCGUUGGGCCAACGCAGCCGUGUGGAAAUGGUGCGAUCUGGAUGGCGACACCGAUCGCUCUGUCUCCCGCCACGAGCUGUUCCCCAUACGCGCACCGUUGGUCAGCUUGGAGCAUUGCAUCGCACCAUUCCUAGAGUCAUGCGACUCCAACAAAGAUCAUCGCAUCACAUUGAUUGAGUGGGGCGCUUGCCUGGAACUGGAUGCCGAGGACCUCAAGGAGCGUUGCGACGAUGUGCAAAAUGCCGUGCCACAUUUGCUGGGUUAAGCGUGCCCCAUGCCGCGUGCCCCAUGUUUCAUGGAUGCCCAGUUAUUUUAAAUAAUAUAAUUUUACUAUUUUGUGCACAAAGUUUAUUUCAACAAAUAAUUGUCUAAUAAAUGU
This is a messenger RNA of Drosophila hydei, 1140 nucleotides long. RefSeq names its product SPARC (gene SPARC). Gene Ontology annotation, biological process: anatomical structure development. The record is from RefSeq and is a predicted model, not a curated record. The transcript has 3 exons. Gene Ontology annotation, molecular function: protein binding; extracellular matrix binding; collagen binding. NCBI's taxonomy places the organism in Eukaryota, Metazoa, Arthropoda, Insecta, Diptera, Drosophilidae. The coding region runs from base 121 to 1026 and encodes 301 amino acids.